Messenger RNA from Drosophila eugracilis, 715 nucleotides. RefSeq lists its product as uncharacterized. Lineage: Eukaryota; Metazoa; Arthropoda; Insecta; Diptera; Drosophilidae. The record is from RefSeq and is a predicted model, not a curated record. The transcript has a single exon. Bases 45 to 671 code for a protein of 208 amino acids.
UUGGCACUAAAUGUCAGUUGAAAGAGGUCGUUCGAUUGGAAAAUAUGCGUCUGUUUGUUGCUCUGGUUUGUGUCAGUUUGGUGGCCAUGUCAUCUGCCCAGUUGUCCCUUCGCGGACGAUUGGGUCGCUCGGCAAAUGUUAACUUGGCCGUGCAGCAGCCAACUUUGCUGGCCAAGACUGCUGGCAUUGUUCCCUCCGUUCUGGUGAAGAAUGCCGGUAUUGUUCCAUCGGUUCUGGUUAAGAAUUCCGCCGGAAUUCUUCCAUCUGCCGAUGUUGCUGCCGAUGUUCAAACUCCAAGCAUCCUGCCACAAGUUUCCACUGGCAACUACUUGCCCUACUAUCCCCGCUACUGGCCCGAUUAUGGAUCUUCAUCUGGUGGCUGGUACCCUGGAGGUUGGAACGCUCCUAACUAUUGGAACAAUGACUACUAUGACUAUGGAACUCCCUACUUGGCUAGACGUCGUUUUCUUAAUCCCGUCGUGAGCCCCGUUGUGAGCCCCGCCGUGAUUCCCGCUAUCACACCCGCUGCAUCGUCGUCGUCGUCCUCCACCACCACCACUACAACAUCUACCUCUGGUGAUAACUCCAGUGAUGAUUCCAACACGGUCAAUGCUGCUGUGGUUCCUGAACAGGAUUCUGCCGAUUCCUUGCUCAGCACCCAGGUGAUCUAAGGAGGAUCUUUGUUAACAUAAUAAUAAAGUAAUGUACAUACUGA